CUUUGAUUUUUGCGUACUUAAGACGACCUUAAGCAGCUCGCCGCACCUCAAAUAGCUUCAAUUUUUAAGUGCCUAAGACGAGACGACCUCAAGCAGCUCGCCGCACCACAAAUGUGCCGAAAACUCCAAUAAACCACAACAACUUCCUGUAUAAGGACACCCGUACUGCUGUUCUGUAGCAUUCGUUCGCAGACGCCCACACGAGUUGGAGACCCCCAGUAGCUGCCAAAAUUGCAAAAAGGACCUCUGCAGAAGCCUGUGUUGGAGUAUUGCGCACUUCCAAUUUGUAGUUAAUUGCUGAAGCGUAACUGCCUUGUACGGAGCGCAUCGUUUGUUGUGUGCCAAAUCUACAGCAACAUAAGCUAUCAAUCAGUCAUACCUACAGUCAGUCACUUAAAUAGUUAUAUUCAAUUACUCACGCACCUACAUACAUACAUAUUAAAUGGAAAUAUAUCAUAAAUGUAGCACAUCUCAGCAGCAUUGAUGAUAUUCAUAUCGAAAAUUAGCACUUGCUCAUUGUAAUAAAGAAAGGAAAACAAGAAGAGCAACCGCAAGAGCAAAUAAAACACGUAUAUACGCACCAAAGCAUCAAUGUUUUAGUUACCUAGUGGAAAAAAGUGAUUGCUUUACACUUUCUCCGACAAAAAGUUUAAACAAUUUCAACAUAAUCAAAAAUGCACCAAAAACUAACAGCAACAACAAUAACAACAACAAGACAAAAAUUAGCUGUGAAAAUGUCAACAGAUUCCAGCAACUCUACACAGCGCCAUAAUAUUACCAAUAUACGUUGCCAUAUUUCCUGUUGGAGUACGCUUUUUGUGCUUCUAGCGCUAAGCACUUUUGCCAGCCAAGCUCGAGCAUUCGAUUUGGGCAAUGAAUUGAAUCUCAAGCCUACCAAGUAUGCAGAAUGGACGAAAAAUGUCACGUACGUUAGCUCGACAGUUUAUAAUGCGCGUGGCAUGCAACCACUUUACGAUAUUACACAUAAAAUUAUUUGGUUCUUCACCGGUGAACAUCCACUGCCAGAAGGCUACCUCGUGGUCAAGGAUAAGGAUAUUGAAUUUGGACCAAAAAUUGAACGAAAUGAAUGGAUUGAUUUAAUUAAACACUAUUGGUUAAUAUGGCUAAUUGUUUUGCUCGUUGGACUGCUAAUUGUUACAAUGCCAGUCGUUGGCUUAUGCUUCUGUUGCUGUCGCUGCGCUGGUGCUUGUGGUGGCCGUUCGGAGCCGUUUGACAAGAAACAUGACACCUGCCGCCGUGUGUUCUUGGGACUUUUGCUCAUAAUAUUGGCAACAGGUUUACUUUUCGGUGUUAUAGUUACAUUUGCAACGAACAGUUAUAUGCAACAAGGUAUUGAGAAUAGCACAAAUCGUGUGCGGGAUGGCAGUAUCGAUACCCGUAAAUUCCUCGAAGCCUCAUCUGAGCAAAUCGAUCAUAUUCUAAUAACAAAUUACAAACAAUUGUCCAUACAGUUGGACAAUAUUUUGCGGGAAACAUCAAAUUUCAUCAUAAAGGAAUUGGAACAGAAAUCCAUGGCAGUUUCGCUCAUUUACCUUACAGACUUUCUUGAAAAACUGCCUCAGCUGAGAUUAAAAUUACAAAAAAUGAAAACCAUUACCAACGAGUUGCGUGUUUAUGCAUCACAAUUGAGUGAUGGCCUGCGCGGUGUUAAGCGUGAUUUGUUGGUUAUGCUUACGAAGUGCAAUAAUAAAGCAUGUCAGGAUGUUCUCAACAAAUAUGAGAUCGGCAAGCUUGACGCUAACGGUAUACACUAUGACCAGCUACCGGAUGUUACAGAAAUUAUCGAUAAUUUGGAUAAUUUGAUAAGUAGUCACAUAGCUUCGGCUGGCAAGCGUGGACGUGAUAUGCUCAAACAAAUGCGGGCACAUCUUAAUACGACUAUAGCCAAGUAUACGCCAAAAGUGAUUGACUCUAUAAAUAAAGCAGGAAAUGCUUUCCAACAUGCCUCAAAUGAAAUCAAAAUGGAACUUAACAAACUGUCAUUAGUUAUAAAAGACAAUACUAAGAAGUAUACCGGCGUUGCGGAUGAUUAUUUGGAUGAAUAUGGGCCGUAUCGAUUCUAUUUUGGCAUUGCAGUUUGCUCUAUAUUACUACUGAUUUUGGUUUGCAUAGUGGCUGCAUUGUUAUGUGGUAUAUGCGGCAAACGCCCAGACGGCUAUGGAGAUGACUGCUGCAAUAAGGGCUCCGGCUCGCGUUUCUUGAUGAUGGCUGUAGCAUUGAUUUUCCUAUUUAUUUCAUUGGUUGCCUUAGUAGCUUUGGUACAUUUUUUGAUCGGCCUGAUAGCCUAUCGCGGCUUAUGUCUUCCAUUAAAGGACCCUCAAAACGAUGAGAUAUUCGCUCAACUUGACAAUUCUAUUGACUUAAACGAUGUGCUUUACCCCCCCAAACAGAAGGGCAAGCUGACUUCUGGUGGUUUACCGCCCUUACGCAUUUCACAUGUGAUCACCGCUUGUCAGCGCAAUCAAACAAUUUACGAGGUGCUACAUAUUCACAACCGUAUCGAUAUUCAUGAAAUUAAUGAUUACCCAGCACAAUAUAAGAUAAAUCAGACCUUAGAUGAUUUGGUAGAUGGCAUUUCCUUCGAUGAUAGCGACGUAAUGAUACUUAGCCCUGAGGACAAACAACGUAUAUUGAGCCUUAGCGAAUCGGCAUUGAAAAACUUCGAUUCUGCCCAAUAUAUUGACAAUCUUAACGACACAAUAACAAAACAUUCGUUAACUGAAAUUGCUCAAGAGCUCCGCCAAACAGCUAAGAAAAUCGACAGCAGUGACGAUAUGAAAGAUGUACAGGUUAGUCUGCGUAAUCAAGCCUUGCAUUUGGAGACAUACGAACAGAAUUGGGUGAUACCAAUGAAAAAUCAAUCAGUGGAACUUAUUCGAUUGGCGAAUGAUUUGGAUCAUAGCUUACGCUAUAAAGAUCGUCCAUUCCACGAAUCCAUACCGUUGCUGGUCAAUGAGAUUGAACGUGCGCAAACAUUUUUCCGCGUAGAGGGUCGCCAGUUUGUUAAGGCUACAGCUGAGAAUUUGACUCACUAUUUUGCAAGUGAAAUAGAGAAUUAUUUAAAGAUGGUUGUGCAGGCAGUGGAGAAAAAAGUUGGCUUAUGUGCGCCGUUAGCGAACGUCUACGACUCUGGUAUAGUGGCAUUGUGCAAUUCUAUUGUAGAUCCAUUGAACGGUUUCUGGGCUGGUGCCGCAUUAUGUGUUGUACUCUUUUUGCCAACGUUGAUGGUGGCAGUUAAAUUAGCAAGUUUAUACCAGAAGUCUGAUCCGUAUCCUGGCCCACUAGUUGAAUCGGAGUAUUUGUAUGACGCAUAUAGUGAACGUGAUCACAUUCCAUUGGCAAAUGGACCAAAGAACAAGCGACGAAAGAAUAAAGAUCGACGACGUGGUCGUGAAUACUACGAAGAUCCAGUCGCUUCCACGGCGCAUGGUGUGCCACCAACUGCUGGUGUGCGUGACACUCGUUAUAAUGACAUGGCUCCCAAGCAUUGGGAUGGCGGCCCACCGAGAUACCAAAAUCCUCCAAUGGCACCACCUGCAUCCGAGUAUGAACGCCCACCGCCAUAUUAUUAUCCGGGUGCUACGGAGCAAGACUAAGUAAUACAGAUUGAGAUACAUUUUUAAAAUGUGAACAAAAACAGCAAACAGAUAACAGCGCCAUUACAAUAAAGAAAAAAUAGCAAUAACAAUAACAGCCAACAAAGUGACGUGACGAUAGACAAUGAGAACGCUUGAGAUGAGGAUGUAUGUGAUGUUUAAGUGUGGAAGGGAUAUGCGGGAGGGGUGUGUGGUUGUGUGCGUGCACCAACAACAAUAAUGCGAAUUACUACAACAGCAACGACAACACCAAUGUGUGCAUAUUGCGCAUAUUGCAAGUUAUUUUUAGUGCGAAUUUCUCAAUUGAAUGAUUUGCCUUUUUACAUCUGUGAAAUGCAUGGAAAAUUCCAAUUACAUUUGGCGGCAUACAUUCACAGCCACAUACCACAUUAGUUUUCUACUUCUCAAAAAUAUAAAGAAUCAAAAAUAUAAAUAAAAAUACAAAUAAAAACGAAGCGCAAUAGCGAAUAACUAUAAAGUAAAAAAUUUCUUGGUUGCACAUAAAAAUGUUGGUUUCAAAAACCGAAGAGCAAAUGGUACGGAUAUACAUGCAAAGAUAUAUAAAAAAACAAAUUGAUAUGAAGGAAGAAACAACACACAAAAAACGGAAACAAAAACAAAAA
Anastrepha obliqua is the source of this 4240-nucleotide messenger RNA. Its product is annotated as prominin-like protein. The record is from RefSeq and is a predicted model, not a curated record. The transcript is spliced from 16 exons. Bases 675 to 3617 code for a protein of 980 amino acids. NCBI's taxonomy places the organism in Eukaryota, Metazoa, Arthropoda, Insecta, Diptera, Tephritidae. Gene Ontology annotation, cellular component: membrane.